CUCUCACUCUCUCUCAAUCUCCAUCUCUCUUCACGCACGCAUACACAGUAGUAGGAGCAAUAGUGCCGUGCGAGUGCAAAGUCGGAUAUUUAGGGGAGUGCGAUUAAGUGCCGACGCUUGGCUCGUAUCACGCCUAGCUUCCGGAGCCGAGCUAAUCCAGAUGUGAGGAUACAUCACGUUGUUAUCCAUAAUUCGCCGACAGACGUCGUCGGGGAGAGAGUUGGGAAGUAACGAAUCGUCGGCCCCCGAGUCGCAGUACAAGGCACACAGACGGCCGACACGUCGUCGCGCCCCAGUAAACGAAAGUUGCGAGGAACGAGAGGGCGGCCGGAUAAGUUCGGUAAGUGCGGUGGGCUGCCGCCGCCACCAUGGCCGCACAGAGUAGUAGCAGCAGCACCAGCAGCAACAGCAACAACAACAGUAACAGCAACAGCAACAGCAACAGUAACAGCAGCGAAAGCAGCAGCAACAGCAGCAGCAGAAACAACAACAGCAACAGCAGAGAGUCUCUCCACAACGAGGAACAACAGCAGCAGCAACGAGGCAAGACGGAUGAUUUUGAGGUUAGGGCCGACUCCGAGCCAACGACCGAUAAAGGCGGCAACUUUUACGAGAAGCUGCGCCGAGGCUGGUUGCGAACCACCGCACCUAAGGAUGUCGUCGUCGAUGACUCAGAAAUGGUCGUGGAACAAACGGGAUCGGCGCUUAAUAUACGAAUACCUUAUUCAUCCGACGGCAUGACCUGGACAUGGACUUUUGAAGUCGCGACUCAUGAUACAAAGUACCUCAAAAACAUAAGCCUUGUAUUAGAUAGCCACCAAGAGAAUUUUAGAAUUAAGUCGAUUAUUAAUGACAUGGUUUGCUGCAAAAACCUGUCUAUUCAAGAAUUUGUGAUAAAUAAGUCUAUAGAUGAUAUAUCCAACCCUUCGGUUUAUAUGGUGGAGAUUGAGUUUAGAGCAGCUAACACGGGUACUUAUUGUCAGGAUGUAAUCUUUAGUUUCAACGAUGGACCAGCAGUGCGUCGUCAGCUCUGCGUUGAUUGUGUGUUGAUAGAGGACCUUAAUCGUCUAGAGGCAGCACGCGAAUAUCUGCUAUAUCUUACCCAGCAGAGCUCUCACGGGCAGAAAACACAGAUAGUACCGUUUAAAUCACCUUUUGUACCAGAACGAGAGGCCCGGGAGGAUAAGCUAUGUCAGUUCUAUCCUAAACCUGAACUUAAUACCUUCUUCUUAACCCACACUACGUUAAAAGAAACUGGCCUCGAUCCAAAGAACUACAGGAGGAGGCUACAUGAAUUGGUCAGUAUCGAGGAAAUGGCUAGAUGCGAACAAAUUGCACGAUAUAACGAAGUCACUGAGCUCAGACUAUCGAACAACUACAUACUUGCAUCGGAUACAGAUGGCUCUACAGUUGCUAAGUACGCAGCACCUGGAGAAUUAUUUGCUCAGUUACCGCUGGGUCGCGAGGUCUCGGAGGACACGAAAAGUGGCCGGUUAUUGCUACGCAGCUGCAACAGUCUACUCGUUCAGAAGAUAAACUUUGACGAGGGCCAAGGCAGUCGGCCCACCCUAAGCGACAAGAUAUUCGAGGCCCACAUCGAGGACAAGUGUAACCACACGAUUUACACGCGGCUGUCGAAGGAGUGCGUGGAGCAUCUCGGGCUAGUGAUCGACACCAACGUCAAGAUGCACGUGCAGUUCGUGAUGAAUCGCACGCCCUUCUGCGAGUGGCGGCGAGCCAUCGACGCGCUGCCGGAUACGAGGCUCAUAUUCCCCGAAUCGCGUAUCAAUAGGCAGGUGAACUUUGAUUGGAUGCCCAAGUGGAAACACAACUUUAAAAACUUUCGACUUAACGAGCGGCAGAAGGUGCCGGUUGCCCUUAUGAUGGCGCCCGACACCGAAAUCCUACCGCCAAUUCUCAUACUCGGGCCAUUCGGCACUGGCAAGACCUCGACGAUCGCCCAGGCUCUUAGGAUUCUUUUGGUUAACGAUAGGACGAGCAGAGUUAUACUCUGUACACACAGCAACAGUGCCGCAGAUUUGUACGUGAAGGACUUCUUCGAUGUCUGGUAUAAGGAAACGAACGAUCCUAGACUAAAGCCUUUAAGGAUCUACUACAAAGGGCGCGUGAGAAAUACGGUUCACGCAACGGUGCGCGAGUACUGCCCAUCGGAUGAAAAUGGACGCUUCCGGGAUCCCACGAGCGACGACAUCGCCAACUGCGGUCUAGUUAUUUCGACUCUCGCGACUUCUAGUUACCUGACCGCCCUGGACCUACAGCCUAGCCACAUAAUUGUGGACGAGGCGGCCCAGGCGCUCGAGUGCGAGGUUCUCGCUUGUCUAGCCCUGGCCACGGAACGGACGAGGAUAAUUCUUGCUGGAGACCAAAUGCAGCUCGCCCCCGAGGUCUACAGUGAUCUGGCGAGAGAGCGGGGCCUCGGUAUGAGUCUCCUCGAGAGGAUCCAUCUAACGUAUGAGCCAGGACAUCCCUGCAGGAUACAACUCUGCAAGAACUACAGGGCACACGCGGAUAUUGUAAAGUUGACCUCGGACCUGUUUUACGGAGGGGAGAUCGAAGCGGGUGCAACAUUGCCUAGACACCCGACUUACAGUCCAUUGACGUUCUACGCCUGCCAAGGCAUCGUCAUGCAGGGCUCCAACUCAACUGGUUAUUACAACAACAUGGAGGCAUACGAGAUCGCGGAGCGCGUUGCUGAACUACGGAGAAGUUGGCCGACGGAGCAGUGGGGACCUUAUGGGGAGGGCUCGAUCGGCGUUCUCGCCCACUACGCGGAGCAGGUGCUACGCAUUCGUAGCGAGCUGCGCAACCGGAGGCUCUUUAACGUCUCGGUGGAGCGCGUCCUCAACGUCCAAGGAAAGCAGUUCACGGCGAUCUUUAUUAGCGUGGUGCGCACACGCCACUGCAGUCGUCACUCGGCCGAGAGGCAGCUCAGCGACUACGGCUUCCUCACGAAUCCCAGGCUACUCAAUACGGCGGUUACGCGAGCCAAGAGCCUCGUCGCCGUCGUCGGAGAUCCGGUCGCUCUUCUAUCUAUAGGUUCGUGUAGCGAGCACUGGCGCCGCUAUCUACGCUCAGCCAGUGUCCACGGGAUCGACGCUCAGGAAUUGGACUUUCAUCUCAACCAAGUACAAGACAUGCCGACGACGCCGGCGCUCAAUCCCCUCGCUAAGGAGUUCGUACCGAGGAAUGGAACUCAGACGGACAAUCCAUACUGGAUCGAAUACGUCCCUAUGCCUAUCAAUUAUCCAGUUAUACACUGCACCGUGGAAACCGGCGGCCUGUUGUGAGGCUGUGACUGGGAAAACAAGGGAUUCUGAUUAUUGACGACUACGAGGGCGCUUUAUACUUAGUUAUUAAGGGCAAUCAAGGAUUUAAA
This is a messenger RNA of Ceratosolen solmsi marchali, 3397 nucleotides long. Its product is annotated as probable helicase with zinc finger domain. The transcript has 6 exons. Gene Ontology annotation, cellular component: P granule; cytosol. Lineage: Eukaryota; Metazoa; Arthropoda; Insecta; Hymenoptera; Agaonidae. Gene Ontology annotation, biological process: regulatory ncRNA-mediated post-transcriptional gene silencing. Bases 369 to 3308 code for a protein of 979 amino acids. The record is from RefSeq and is a predicted model, not a curated record. Gene Ontology annotation, molecular function: helicase activity.